Plasmodium inui San Antonio 1 is the source of this 2235-nucleotide messenger RNA. RefSeq lists its product as hypothetical. The record is from RefSeq and is a predicted model, not a curated record. Bases 1 to 2235 code for a protein of 744 amino acids. The transcript has a single exon. NCBI's taxonomy places the organism in Eukaryota, Apicomplexa, Aconoidasida, Haemosporida, Plasmodiidae.
AUGAAAAUUAGCCCCAUAAGGAGAAAGGUGAACUCCUCACUGAUCGUGAGCAAAAGAAUCCCCUCGUACUUAAAAAAGGAAAAAAUCAGUUUAAGCAAAAAUAAUGGCAGUUUUGACAAAAAAAGCGUCAAAUAUAAUCAAGUUCCACAAUUUGUUCAGGCAAUAAUAAAGUUUACGAAAAAAAAUAAACUGCUCCAAGAGGAAGAUAACAGUGUAAUAAGCAAAAACAAACUCAUUUUUUUAAAUAAUUUGUUGAGUGAAAUUCAAAAGAAUAAAACCCUUCUAACGUCAUCGUCCAUACACGACAUAUAUCGAUGUCUGUACAAACUCAAUUACUUAAAAAUAGACGUCAUCUGUACUCUCUUUAGUAUACUCAUAAAUAACGCACUAAAUUUUUCCAAAAUAACUGGCUAUGUUCAUUGCGAUUUCAAAGAAUUGAUAAACAUUACAAAAUUUUUGCACCAUUUCCAGAAAAUAUGUAAUUCAAAUAUUCAGGCGAUUAUACACGACACCCAUGACAGUGGUAACCUCCGAAUUGUGCAGAGGUACCUGAGGGAGCAUGGGAAAAAAAGUGGCCCCUCCCUUGGAGGCACAUAUAAUAGUGGCGAAGUAUACACACACGUUUAUAACUACAUUGCAAAAUAUGACAGGGUUGACAAUGUAGACAUUCUUUUGUAUUCCCUCAUAAAGGGGAAACAGACGAAUGUUGCUACAGGGGUGGGAUCAUACGUAGAAGUGACGACGAACGGGUGUUCUUCUCUUGGGGAGGGACCCUUGUUAGAUAGCCCCAAGGGAGCUUCCCAGAAAGAGUGCUCCCUUAGGGGCUGUAAAAAUGAAGCAGUUGGAGAUUUCCCCUCGAAUGGGGCCAACCAAAAGGAGGGCAGCGCCAUAGAGGAAGAGGCGGCGCAGAAGGAAAAUCACUUCAAAUUGACCAACGGGGAAAAGACGACGAAGCAGGAAAAUCACUUCAGCUUAACCAACGGAGAAGAAGCGAAGAAAACGCUGCUAGUUGACUACAUAAAUUCGUUUUACAAACUAAACGACAUGUUCACCUUCCUUCUAAAUAAAGUGUUAAGAUAUUUCAACGAACACGCCCUGAGCUUUAAUUUCUACCAUUUAAAGCUUCUGUUUUUCUUUUUGGGGAAGUUUCAAAUGUUUGACGCACACUUGAUGGAAAAAAUCACCAACAGGAUUAUCGAAGAGAUCGAAAGGAUAAAAACGAAUCCGAAGCUCCUACAUGAUGAUACCUCCAUAGAGGAAAGGAAUAAGCAUAACUACGCAAAGAAGAGAAUUAAAAAGCUCAGGAAAAAAUAUCUCAACACAUUUAUUAAGAUAGACUCGAAGGAAUUCCUAACCCUUCCAUACACAAUCGGGUUAUCCAUGAAUAUAUACUUUAAUAACUACCUAAUAGAAUAUGUCAAUAUUUAUAUCCUUAGCUUAAUUAACUCCAGAGUCCACUGCGACAUGGUAAAUUUUACCUACUGCCUGGUAGGGUAUAAGUACAUUAUGGUGCACUUUUUUCUUCUCUUCAAUAUAUUUUUGUUUAAAGAAAAAUGUAUGAAGAAUUCAAAACUAUUGGAGAAAUAUAGCAUCUUUUUGCGACGAUUGGGGAAGGAUGCCACUCUGAGUGGAAGCGGCCAGUUGGGGAGGGCACACUCGGCAGGCCCAAGUGAAGAAGCGAAAAUUUUCCUUCCCAGUAGUAGUAUCAAACAGGAUGGACCUACGCGAAAUAUCCUGAACAGGGAAGAAAAACUUACCAAUCGUGGAGCCCACGUCAAAAUGUGCAAGACCUCAAACGAAGAAAAAAACUGCAUGACCACUUUGACAUGUACCCAGGCAGACCACACUGAUCGGAGAGGCAAGACGGGGUGGUACACAAACCCUGAGGAGACCUUCAACGUACUCCUAGGGGAGUUCCAAAUGAGAGUAGAAAAUAUCUUCCUAAUAAACUUGGAUAAACAUUCCAUGGAACAAUCAUAUAACAGCGAACAGCUUCGGAAAUUUUAUUUGCACUACAAAAAAUUAUUCGAGAAAGUAUUCAAUUACGCCAUUUUUCUCCUAAGCAAAUAUGAACCUGAGGAAAUGCUGCCCAUUUACAAAAAUUUGGAAGCCCAUGCGCUAAACGACCAGGUUGUGAAGCAGCUGUACGUGGAAGUGCUCUACGAGAAGGUUGCUUUUAAUUCGGGAAAUGAAAAAAAAGUUUCAAGUUUGUUGCGGUGCGUUUGCGCUGAAUAG